AUGUCGCUUGAAGAGUUCAUCUCUGAUGAUUCCUAUGGUGGUUCUUGGGCAGAUGACGAGAUAGACAUUGCUUCUAUUUCGGUGCCUAUUGAGAAGAACAAAGGUAUGGGAGGUUCUGAUGGUUCUGGAGGCAUCUUCGGUGCUGGAGGUUAUGGCCGGUCGAGGAACUACGGGACAGACCAGGGCCCUCCUUAUAUCGUGAAACUUCUCCACCUUCCCGUGUCUUGUGAUGAUGUUUUUGUCAAGGACUUGUUCACCUCGAGAUUUAUGCUGUUUGUGAAGUUCAAGAUUGUUUACGACCCGGUUUCUAAUCCUUUGGAAACUGGCGUUGUUAAAAAGAGUGCAUUCGUUGAGCUUCACUCCUUCAGUGACCAGAACAGAGUGGUGAACUGGCAAGACUUGUACUAUAAAGGUAACCGACGGGUCAUUAUCGAACAUGCCGACUUUUCGGAUUUCCAAAAUUGCAUGAAGUUCAAUCAAGAACACGACAGAGAUCUACGUCGUACUGAGCGUGAAUUUCUCGCCAGUAAGACGAGAGGGAGCUUCGAAGGCCGCCGUUCCUCCCACAGCGGACAUAUUCCUGGGCUUGGUGUUUUAGGUGAACUUGAGGAUCUACAGCAUCAUGGACGAGAUAAUCUGCGAUUUGGCGGUUCUGGCCGUAGGAGCUCUUUCGGUGUUCCUGGCAACAAUGGCCCACCCCAUCCAAAACCACUAUCUCGUUUCACUUCAUCACACACAGCCACACCCCAAACUAUAGAUCCUUCUCACGAGACCCCAGCAUUAGGGCCUCCAAAGCCUAAGUCCAAUCCUUUUGGAAACGCCAAGCCUGUCGAUAUAUUGGCCAGAGAGCAUGAGCUUGAUAAGAAAAUCGUGAAUAUCGAUCAGAAUACUAUCACAGCACUUAGCUCCGACUCCGAUGAUACUAUCAAAGGAAAGAAUGUCAAAAAGAAAGAGCUCGAAAGGCUAAGCAGUCCUGAAGCCUUGGCUUUAGAGACGACUAGUGCUCCCGAGAUCUCAACAAAGGAAAAGAUUAGCGACACGGAAGCAGACGAAGGUACAAAGCUGGAGCCAAUUGAAGCACCAUCACGCAAACCAAAGGCUAACGACGCUCUGAAAGAAAAGUCCGAGAAGCCAGUGGAGGAAAGCAAAUCACAGGCGCCAGUGGAGCGUUCGAGAGAGAAUCUGAGAAGAAGGAAAUCGCUGAGAGGUAAGAGAGGUUCAGUCGGUGACGUUACAGAGAAGACGGAGAAAACUGAGGAAGCCGAAGAGAAGAUCCACAAAGAACAGCAUCAUUUGGCUGAAAGAAACAAAUCAUUCUCAUCUCAGCAACGUCCUGACUUCAAGAAGCACUUCAUUGAAAUGACGCUGGGCCUGGAAGAAAGACCACCACUGCGUGGCAGCGGCGGCAGAGGAAGAGGACGUGGUGGAAGAGGUGGCUUCGAGUCUGGAAGAAGGAACAGCCACAGGAAAAGAUCUACUGACGGAAAUUAUGAGAGAAGGAACUCGUUAAAGGCUGAUGAAACAGCCAAGGAAGAUGGUAAGGUAGUUGAGGGGGAAGAAAAAGCCGCCGCUGGAGACGUCCCACAGAACUCAUCCAAGUCGAAGGAUGAUAAGCCUGUUGAUGGGCAAGAGGAGCCACCAGCUGAUGAAAAGAAUGGGCGUGCUAACUCAAGAGGUCGUGGUAGAGGAAGAGGCCGUGGAGGCCGUGGUUUUAGAGGGAACUCAAGAGGCAGAGGCAGAGGAGGUCCAGGUAGAAGGUCUGACGGAGGGGAGUCGAAGGAUUCUUCUUCUCAAGAUGUCAGCAAACCACCACCUGCUCCUGCUCCAGCCGAUAGCCAGCCAGCGGCCAGUGCAUGA
Molecule: messenger RNA, 1857 nt
Organism: Candidozyma haemuli
Lineage: Eukaryota; Fungi; Ascomycota; Pichiomycetes; Serinales; Metschnikowiaceae
Exons: 3
Coding region: 1-1857 (618 amino acids)
Molecular function (GO): nucleic acid binding
Source: RefSeq, a predicted model, not a curated record